ACCGUAGUAACUGCUAGCUCGACAUCAUAGAAAGAAGUUGGUCCACUUUUUCAGCUACAAUGUGACUCUCUUGAAUAUACACGAUCUUUGAUUGCGUGAGGGCCGGAGUUCACAGGUGUACGGGGCCAGAGUGUCCGGAAGUGACGUAGCACGCUCUCAAGACUACCCCAGCGGCUUGGACAGUGAGAUAGAUGGACCGAGGAGAGGGAGUGAGAGAGCAGCCGGACAUCUGUGAGAGACUCAACGCUGCUAAACGGUGAGAAGUGAGACAGAACAGAACCUGAGCCCGGAUCCCACUCUGCGAACCCUGUGAGAUGCCCAGAAAGCAACUGAAAGGUGAAUUUCAACACUCAGACGAACCAGAAGCGUGUUAGGUCGCGCCCAACUCAUCGUCACUGGGCGGCCCAUGCACAUGCACGACACUAUGGGCAGCUCCCCCGAGGUGCUCUCGUGGACUUCCUGUCCCAGUCUGCUGGUGGGCAAGCUGAAGGAGGAGCUCAAACUCACCGUGGUCGGGGACACAAUGAAGAAAUCAAACUCACCCACCUCCCAACCUCAGCCUCCACAGGCACCUCCAUCCAACCUACCUCCUCAGAUCAUCACAGACCUGGCCCCGCCCACACACCUGCCCGUUCCCUUGCAGACACCUGGGCAGGAGGAGGACUCAAUGCUGGGGGGUAUAAGUCCCCCGAACGUUGCUUUGAGUGUGGACUCCACACGGAGCGAGGGCGGGCACUUUGACAACAGCGUGCUCCAGCUGCAGGAGCAUGACAACGAGGAGGCUGUGUCACCGGCGUCCUGUGAGCACGGUGGGUGUGGAAGCGGGUUGGACGAGCAAAUGGGUGAAGGGGGAUGUCCCAUAGACCACAGUGGAGAGGGGAGGCAGAACCACCCCCACCACCACCACCACCACCACCCCGAUGACAUCAAGUUGCACUUCCACAGAGCGGGACCUGGUUCGGGUGGUUUUUUAGAGGGUUUGUUUGGCUGUCUGCGGCCCGUCUGGAACAUCAUCGGGAAGACGUACUCGACAGAAUACAAGCUACAACAGCAAGACAUGUGGGAAGUUCCAUUUGAGGAGAUUUCAGAGCUGCAGUGGCUUGGUAGCGGCGCACAGGGAGCCGUCUUCUUGGGCAAGUUCCGCUCUGAGGAGGUGGCCAUCAAGAAGGUGCGGGAGCAGAAGGAAACAGAUAUCAAACCCCUGCGAAAACUCAAGCAUCCAAAUAUCAUCAGCUUCAAGGGAGUGUGCACGCAGGCUCCUUGUUACUGCAUCAUCAUGGAGUACUGUGCUCAGGGCCAGCUGUAUGAGGUGCUGAGGGCGGGGAGGAAGGUGACCCCCAGGCUGCUGGUGGAUUGGGCCUCAGGCAUUGCCAGUGGCAUGAACUACCUACACCUGCACAAGAUUAUCCACAGAGACCUCAAGUCUCCCAAUGUUUUGGUCACCCACAACGACACUGUGAAAAUCUCUGACUUUGGAACGUCCAAAGAGCUCAGCGACAAAAGUACGAAGAUGUCAUUUGCGGGUACGGUGGCCUGGAUGGCUCCAGAAGUGAUAAGAAAUGAGCCUGUAUCUGAAAAAGUGGACAUAUGGUCAUUUGGAGUUGUGUUAUGGGAGCUUCUGACCGGAGAGAUUCCCUACAAAGACGUCGACUCCUCAGCCAUCAUUUGGGGUGUCGGCAGCAACAGUCUCCACCUUCCUGUCCCCUCCACCUGCCCUGAUGGCUUUAAAAUCCUCAUGAAGCAAACAUGGCAGGGCAAACCCAGAAACAGACCUUCAUUUCGUCAGAUCCUCCUACACCUGGACAUUGCCUCUGCUGAUGUCCUAGGAGCUCCUCAGGAGACUUACUUCAAGUCCCAGUCAGAAUGGAGGGAGGAGGUGAAGAAACACUUUGAGAAGAUCAAAAGUGAAGGCACGUGUAUCCACAGGCUGGAUGAAGAGCUCAUCCGACGCAGACGGGACGAACUCAGGCAUGCUCUGGACAUCCGAGAGCACUAUGAGAGGAAACUGGAAAGAGCCAAUAACCUCUACAUGGAGCUGAGUGCCAUCAUGCUGCAGCUGGAGGUCCGAGAGAAAGAACUAAUGAAGAGAGAGCAGGCCGUAGAGAAGAAAUAUCCCGGGACCUACAAGCGCCAUCUGGUCAGGCCCAUCGUCAGGUCCAACGCUGUGGAGAAGCUCAUCAAGAAGAAAGGAAGCAUUUCCCACAAACCGGGGAUGCCGUCUGCUAAAAGGCCAGACUUACUUCGCUCUGAUGGCAUCCCCAGUGUGGACUCUCUCCCCUCUCCCUCACCACUAUCAGCCAGCCCAAAGGUCUCCACACCUCCUGGCAAAGCCCGAUACAGAAGCAAGCCCCGGCACCGCCGUGCCAAUAGCAAAGGAAGCCACAACGAGUUCCCUGGGCUUCUUAAACCUUUAGCUGGUGCACAAGAGGACACCCAGUCUCUCCAGGAGCAGCAGUUCCACCAUCACCACCACCACACACUACCUGAGGGGCACCUCCUCCCCUUGAAGGGCCGGGAGGAGGCCGUCGUCAACUGUGCCAAUAACCUGCGCUACUUCGGCCCUGCCGCGGCCCUGCGUAGCCCCCAGACAGACCACCUGCAACGCCGCGUUUCUGAAUCCAGCCCCGACCUCAUUUCCACUGCAGUGGACGCAGACACGCGACAGAGGACUUCAUCCACCAGCUCUAACCUCAUCCCAGGUGCUGGUGCUGGUUCUUUGUGUCCCUGCUGCCAGGCUCACCCUUUCCCUGGAUGCCUUCACUGUCAGGAGACGCCUCCUGUAACAAACCACCCAGAGUUACCUCACUACUCACUGCUUAACACCCAAGAAAGCACCCAAUCCUCUUUAGGGGCUCCCGGCAAAGACCCUGCCACAGAUGGAGAGGCCACAAAGAAAACUGAGCCACAGGAACAAGACCCAUCCCAACAAACACACAAACUCCCCACCGCACUGCCCCGCAUCCUCAGGCCCCUCAGAAAGGGUGGCGAUGAGUCAUCUGAAGAGGAGGAGGGGGAGGUUGAUAGUGAAGUGGAGUUUCCGAGGAGACAGAGACCUCACCGCUGUAUGAGCAGCUUCCAGUCCUACUCCACCUUCAGUUCAGAGAACCUGUCUGUGUCUGACGGCGAGGAGGGAAACACCAGCGACCACUCACACAGUGGACCCUUGGAGAGGCUGAGCGCCAGUCAGGAGGAGCACCUGGAUGAGCUGCUGUCGCACACGCCAGACAUCCCCAUCGACAUCUCCACCCAGUCAGACGGCCUCUCUGACAAGGAGUGCGCCGUCCGCAGGGUGAAGACCCAGAUCUCACUGGGGAAACUGUGCUCUGAUGAACACAGCUACGAGAAUCCACUGCAGUUUGGGGACUCAGACUGUGACUCAUCAGAGGCAGAGUGCUCCGAUGCCACCAUCAGAAACAACAAAGUCGGGGCUCCUUCCUCGUGGUGAAAAGCCCCAGGGCUUGAUCCUAUUUUUGCCUGGAGGCCAACGAGUCCCAUUCUGCUCUGCAGAAAACACAGCAAUAAGAGGACCACAUUGUAAAACAAAGCUCCCCUAUAGCAAAGUCCCCUCCCCUACAAUCUCUCUCAGAAAACCCCCCUCCCUCCCCUUGUCCCUCCCUUCAUUAAACCCAGUCUGCCCCAUCGCUAGCACAGCAUCCAGGCAACCCAUGGCAGGGAUUCCCUUUUGAAUGAUAAUGUACAGUAGAUAGUGCUCAUAAUUUAUUUUUGUCUGAGUUUUGAAGGAACAUUCAGGACUUCUGUUUAUCCUCUGAUCCAAACAGAGACAAAAAAGAAAAACUGGGCUAACUGUGUGUUGGGGAGAGACUGAGACUGGGCGAUAAUGCAGAUGAUGAUAAUGAUGAAAAGGAGGAUGUGUUGGAGUGCUCAAGAGGCUGAUCUGCAGAAGAUGAGUGACAUCACUGCAGCUGUUGGCGUAGGAGCAUUGAUACAAGCCUUGAUCCUGGCUGUUUGCUCUGAGAAUCUUGUUUAAGAUAAAAAAAAAAAAAAACUCCGACCAACACAGAGAGACUUGCUCUGAUUAUGAUCAAAUGGCUUUAUUGUGAGUUUACAGUGCAUAGCCUCAGUUUCCCGCCUCCAUCCUGUCCCCACCACACUGAGUAGGGAAAAAGGGGAGCUCAUGAAAACAAUGCGAUCACCAGCAUGAACAACCUGCCUCGCAACUGGACUCCCUCCCUCCCUUUCCUUCCUAGAACAAGUGUCCAGUCAUCAAAGGAUCCAUGCGGAACUGUCCUAGCAUGCCUGUGCAGCUCGCAAAAUCGCGGACGCUGACGGAAGACUGCAUGAAGUGGACAAGCUAGCAGGUCACAGAGACGAAGAUAAAUAUAACACACACACACAAAAAAAAAGUCUCUUCCUCUGUGACGCAGCUCAUCCUUCUCAGAGACACGCCAAUGUCAUUGUCAUCAUCAAUCAGAUGUCAUGACCUAGAGUUGUUAAGGGAGUUAUAUGUGUGGGUGUGCGUGUGUGUGAGCGUGAGCGUGUGGAAACAAAGCCCGUUCUUCAUUAGACAUUACAGUUUCAAGUCUCAUCUCAGGAUAGUUCGAGGACUGUGAGAAACUGGACUGGACCAAUAGUUGUGUGUAGGAAUCUGCUUUGAGUGGCACAUAAUAUGAACCAGGAUUAUUAACAAAAAAAAAGUCUUACAGGUAGCCUUGAUGUUCAACCUUUUAUGGCGUAACAGAAAAUAAUAUUUACGUUGAAAUUUGAGUUGCAAUCCAGGUGCAGUGUCCCCUUUCUUUGAAGUACCAGGUGCAGCAUCUGUCAUGUACCAUUUUCUAGCAGGGUAAUUUAUACUGUCUGAUACGCAGCGUCCAAUAAUUGUUUGUCUGUGCUGUGGUGAGUAAAACAGCAAUAAUAAUGUAAUUGGGGGCGUCUAGCAGGCUAGACACAACACAGUGACUGGUGUCUAGAGAGGAGCCGGAGGUGUCAAACAGCUUCAUAAAGAGGCUUUAUUUUUUAAAUUCUCCCUUCUUUGUGAACUUGCCUUCCCAGAGACUGAUGCUCAGGUUUUAUGUUGUUGAUUUAGAGAAGGAGCAACACAUCCACAGCCACUAGAUGGCGGCAGUUACAGUGACUUAUCCUUGUGUUAUGUAAACAGCUCCAUUACUUUGAUCCAAAUCCAACAACUCCAGUAAUAUCACUUUUUGUCUUGCUGUCUUUGAAAUGGGAUACUGCACCUGUGAUUUUACCCCCCCUGCCCCGUGAGAGUGUUUGCCACCCGCUUUAGUUAAUGACUGCACAGUUGAAAUAACAGCCAGUCAGGGUUGAAUUUAACGAUAAUGAUGUCAAGCUCAAGUGUAUGCAGACGGCUGAGUUUCUAAGUUAGGAAUAUAAGCCAGAGACAAGUCCACAGAGCAAGUAAGCUGCUCUUGGUUUUCAAACAACCUCAUCUCAGUGUUAGUUACUCCUGUAUAUAAUCAUCUGUAAUGUAAUGUAUACUGUUUUUGUCCUUUCUCUCUAAUGUAUCGCACAGCUCAGACAGAAGCCUCGAGCUCUGACGACCAGCCCACUGGUUAAAAAUGAGCGGGAGAUACUUAAAUCUGUAUCACAUCAGUACUGAACUCUGCAGGAGGGUGUGAGUCAUAUGAUCAUAGUGGCACACAGUAAAUCUAAACCUGUACUGAUGAAUUAAUUACCUUUUGCCUGAAAGCUUUGGAAAGGCUUACACCUGGUACUAAAAGCAGCUGCUGCCUUUCCUCGAGCCUCCUUCGAACCUUCUUCACUCUGUUUACGUUGGUGUGAAAUAACCUAGUGUUUCGUAAUGACUGGGUGAUCCGAUCAAGCUGUUAACGUUUGUCUUUCUGGCAUAUAUCCUGUGAAGUAUGAUUGAUUGUUGUAAAGUUUAAUUUAAUUUUGAUUCUUUUUUUUUUUCCUUUGUAGCUGGCCUACAUGAUUAUUGAGUUAAUUUAUUAUGAAUGACUGCUACGGUGUUGUUCUUUUUAAUUUCAGGCAGCUUUAGAAAUGUGAUUUCUCCUGAAAAGUAUUAUGUAAAGGAAGCACAAUGAAUUGGAAUGGGAAGAAGACAGUAUUUUUAUUGCAGAACAAAAGCAUUGUCAUAUAACGAGCAUCUCCUGUUUUUACUUUGGGACCAUUUAUCAUUUUGAUCUUUUUAAAAAUAGUUUUGAUUGGCAUCAUUGAGUGUUCCUCGAGUUUUAUUUAACCUGACAUAGGCAUAAAGAAGCACGCCAAGUACAACCAAAAGCCAGUAAUUGGACUGUCGCAGCAGGGUGAAUGAAACGUCAAGCCUGUGGUUAUGUGUGAUGCCGAUUUCUGUGCUUCUGCAGAAGUCCCUUCCUCUCAUUUUUAAUCUGAAUACCAGUUACUUACAUCUGAAUUUCUGUGAAAUUGUCUAACUGUUGACAUGUUGCCUCAUCCCAUGUAUCAAACAUCUGUUUUCUUUGUUACUCUCAUCUCCAAACUCCCUGUCCUGUUGAAUGGCAUUACGAUCAACCAAUCCUGUCAGUUUCCUGUAUUAUCCAGUGUACAGUGCAACGGGUAUCUGGGAGAAUAAAAUCAGAGCAAACAACUGCAUGGAAUAAAUGCUGAUGUACUGUACCUAA
This is a messenger RNA of Notolabrus celidotus (New Zealand spotty), 6578 nucleotides long. RefSeq names its product mitogen-activated protein kinase kinase kinase 13 (gene map3k13). The transcript is spliced from 15 exons. Gene Ontology annotation, biological process: JNK cascade; protein autophosphorylation. The record is from RefSeq and is a predicted model, not a curated record. Gene Ontology annotation, molecular function: ATP binding; JUN kinase kinase kinase activity. Bases 407 to 3445 code for a protein of 1012 amino acids. Lineage: Eukaryota; Metazoa; Chordata; Actinopteri; Labriformes; Labridae.